Mollisia scopiformis is the source of this 3952-nucleotide messenger RNA. Its product is annotated as C2 domain protein. The record is from RefSeq and is a predicted model, not a curated record. The transcript has 2 exons. Bases 155 to 3583 code for a protein of 1142 amino acids. Gene Ontology annotation, molecular function: lipid binding. Lineage: Eukaryota; Fungi; Ascomycota; Leotiomycetes; Helotiales; Mollisiaceae.
CGACGAAAUCAGGAAAGCGACUUGGUACAGAUGUUUUAUUGGGAAUCAGUUUACCAAGAUCAUUUCAGUCGAUUUAUUUCCCUCUCGGGGACAGACAACUUGAGCUUCAUCUCCAGCUUCGUCAGAGCGAGGGGUAGCUGUUGACGACAACAAAAUGCCACCCUAUUCAGCUCGCAACAAAGUCCCGACCAUCCAAAAGCUUGGAAAAGAGCUCGCAGAACGACUCAAUCUCCAGCAGGCAGAUGCAUCCAAGGCCGCGUCUGGAAAGGAUUCUGAGAAGAUUGCCAAAGCAAAAGCAGCAUCACGAAGAAAAGUAAUUGAUCCGACGACGAAGAAUGAGGUCAUAAUACAGGAUGUAGAUGGAGACUUCGAAGCAUCAAUUCGAAAGCCAACAAUUACUGUCCCCAAUCCCACAAAUCUGCCAAAGGGCUUUGGAGAAGAAUUCAGACAGACGCUCGAUGAACUUGCCCCACCUGAAGCCGAUCCAGGCAGAACGAAAGACUUCCUACAUCGGUCGACAAAUAGGGAGGUCAUAUAUCAUCCAGUCCCCAUUGCCGACCUUCAACGUUCAUUCUAUGCUCUCGAAGGAGCUGUGCGGGCAACUGAAAUUGGAGUGGUAAUUGGGACUGUUGUUCUGAAUGGAUUAUUCUUGGGCUGGGGAUUCAAAUCUUUCUUUUCUUCCUUCUUUGCAGGAAUCAUUGUGGCUUGUGGGAUACAUCUUUGGCUUCGGAACAUACAAGAAGAUGCAAAUGCCAUCAACUGGGAUGCUGAACGAAAGAGGGCUGUGGCUGCCACGGAGUCUCUUGUCCCCGAGUCUGUUGAAUGGAUGAACUCGCUGGUCGGAAUUGUUUGGAAUUUGAUUAACCCAGAAAUGUUUGCUGCAAUGGCAGAUACCCUCGAAGACGUCAUGCAAGCAUCUGUUCCUCCAGCCUUGAUUCAGAAUGUCCGAGUGUCUUCCAUUGGACUCGGAGACCAAGCUUUCAAGGUCCUGUCUUUGCGCGCUCUGCCAUCUGCGGAAGGAGAUAGCCCAUCGAAACACAAGUCUGCAGGAAAUGAAAAGUCCCAGGAGGAAAAGGACUUGAUGAAGGAGCAGCGCGAGCUUGAAGGAGAGGAUGAUGAGGACUCAAAGUACUACAAUCUUGAGAUGUCCUUCGCAUAUCAUGCCAUACCUGCGAAGGGUGUUAUUGGGAAAGCAAAGAACUUGCAUCUCGAGGUCAUCUUCUAUUUGGGAGUUCAAGGUCUCGUAGGAGUUCCUCUUCCAAUCUUCGUUGAAUUGAAUGGUAUUAUCGGAACGGUCAGACUUCGAUUUCAGCUUACACCGAAUCCCCCUUUCCUGAAGAAUGUCACAUUCACAUUCAUGGGUCUGCCAAAGAUCGAUGCUUCAGCUGUUCCUCUUACAUCCAAGGGCAUCAAUGUUCUGGAUCUGCCUUUGAUUUCUGGAUUCGUCAAUUCUUCAAUCGCUGCGGCAUUGGAUGUCUAUGUCGCUCCAAAGUCUCUGAUCAUGGACAUGUCAAAGAUGAUUCAAGGAGAUGCCGUCAAGAAAGAAACGGACGCCAUGGGAUUGAUUUACAUCAAGAUCAAGCGUGCAGAAGGGAUUGCUGCUCAAGACCGCUCUGGCAAGAGCGACCCAUUCAUCACACUGGCUUUUUCGGAGUUUGGGAAGCCGAUGUAUUGCACGAGGAUCAUUGAGCAAGACUUGAAUCCUGUUUGGAACGAACAGACGUGCCUGCUUAUUUACCAGGACCAAUUGAAGGCUGGCGAGAAGCUUUCAGUUGAAUUGUGGGACUCCGAUAUGAUUACCGCUGAUGAUGUAGUUGGGAAGGUCGAUUUUGAUCUCAGAGACUUAAUCAAGAAUCAUGGGAACAAGAUCACUGAGAGGGCUGAUGAGCUAUGUGAUGAGAAGGGGGAGAAGUUGCCCGGGAAAUUGUACUGGGAUAUUGGGUACUUUCCUCGAUCCGAGUUCAAGGCCUCCAUGAAGACGGAUGGGAAGAACGUCGCGGUCCCGGAAGAGAUUAGGCAUCGGCCUGAGUUUGAUGACGAUAAAGGCGUGGUCACAACACAGCAAGAGAUUGAUGUCACUACAACACCUCCGGAUCCAUCACUUCCGACUGGAAUCUGUUCAAUAUUGAUUCAUCAAGUCGAGAACCUUGAGGUUGAGAGGCAAUCAGGAAGCUUUGGCUCCUAUAAGCCGUGGACACCAGCUCAAGUGACAGGGGAGAAUACGGACGAAGAGGGAGAUGACCACCCAUCAUCCUACUGCACCAUUCUGCAAAAUGAUGAGCUAGUGUUCAAGACCAGGACAAAGGUCAAAUCUUCCGCACCCAUCUUCAACGCGCAGACCGAGCGAUUUGUCAGAGAUUGGAGGAAUGCUGUUUUCACAGUGACUUGUCGUGACUCUGUUCACAGAGAGCAUGAUCCAAUUCUCGGAGCAGUUACGCUGAAGCUGAGUGAGAUUCUGCAGACGUCUUCCCAGAGUACUGCCGUCUAUGCCCUGGAUGGCGGGAUGGGCUACGGAAGAAUUACGAUCUCAGUCUUGUUCCGAUCUGUAGGCUUGCAAUUACCGAGGGAACUGUUGGGCUGGGAUCUUGGAUCGCUGGAGGUUCUAGGGCAGAAAGUCCUCGUGGAGGACGGUAACCAAUUGGCUGGUACUAGAAUUGCCAUCCAUACAGAUGUUGGCAAAGGAUCCAUCUCUCGCAGUUGGAUUGAUAAGGACAACCCAAAUGGAGUUGCGUGGGAUCUGCAACAAGUAACAGAAGGCGACAAGGCCUUGCAAAAGCAUCGAAUACUCAUGCCGGUACGCCGACGAUAUCAAUCUCCAGUAAAGUUUGAGUUCUACAGCCGAGGCAAUCGAAAGCCUAUUGGUUACGCUAUAUCUUGGCUUUGUGAUUUGGAGGACAACAAGGAGACUGUCUUGGGCCUACCAGUGUACAAGUCGGAUGAGGGCAUGCAGAAUUAUCAUUCCGAUGCUAAGGGCGAGAAGAUUGGAACCCUCAAUUUGAUUGUCCGGUUCAAGAUGGGUAUGGACGGUUCGCACAUGCAGUGGAUCAAGACGAAUGAUGAACAUGAGACGUUCGAGUCUUGGAGGUGCAGUGUAGCGGAAGGCUAUAGAACUCGAAUUGUGAAGAGGGAAACGCCCGAGACAGUGAAAGAACUUCUACAGGAUAGCAAAGUCGAUGGCCCAAACACCAAGAUGGAUGAAUCCGAGGACGAGAGUGAGCAGGUUGCUCGUGUUCCUCGUGGUGACAAUGUUGAGAAAGACAUAGAUGAACCUGGUGGAGAUGUGAAUUUUGGAGAUGAGCUGACCGACUUCAUGUCGCCUGUGUCGGAUGAUGAUGAUGAUUUGGUUGUCCAAGAAGAUUUUACUGAUUCAGAGCUCGAUGACGAGGAGUUGAAGAAGAGGAGACAAAAGCAGGACAAAGACGCACAAAAGGCUGAGCUGCAUCGGAAGCAUCGAGGGUCGAUGAAUAUUAAAGCGCUGAGGCAUUUGAAGUUCACCAAGGAUGAGGCGAAGGUUUUGGGGCACAAGAUCAAGGGAAGGUUCAGCAUGAAAGGAAGGGAGCCAGGUGUGGAAACAGAAUUAUAAUUUAGGUUAAUGUUCGAAGCUAUCAUCACUUGCGGGAACAGUAUGUUUCAGUCCUCCUGGCAGCAACUCAAAGUGCUCUGCCAUCGUCUCAAACAACAAUGUCAACUAACCCUCAUUCACACGGGCAUGGCAGGGUGGCGCCGCAUCUUCUUCUGAUUUCUGGAAAUAUAUAGCUUUUAUAGCUCAAUAUUCUAUAUAUAUAUCGGACGUCCAUCCUGCCCUCGCUGACGAGGGUAUAUACUACAUCGGAUUUUGGGUGAAAGGGGGCAAUUCCCCUGACGGUGCUAGAAGGGGAAGGCGGUCGCCGAGGGCGGUGAGUGCCGAGUGCCACCGAAAGGGGUUCUGCCGAUCUCCUUUAACCUCUUCGUC